AUAAACUACAUCCCGGAGUGGCCGGAGAUGAUUGGUCCGCUCUGUCCAGGUCCACGGUUCCCGGUCCCAGCCAGAGCCAGAGCCAGAGCCAGACAACUACCUAGGCAGUGUCGUAAUUAAACUUUAGCGUCAAAGAAAGUAAACGCAUAAAUAGCCGAAACCACAAUUCCCAACGGGCUCAGGGAGCGUUUAGCUAGCUACGUUGAGUUGUAGUCUCUAACUGAGACCAAUCGUGCUGGUGAUGGCAAGUGGCAGGACACGCAGCAAGUGAGCUGUGUUUACGUGCUCUCUCGGCCCCGGUUGAACUCGUCCCCUCCAGCGAGAUAGAACAAGCCAUGCCAGUCCUGGCGAUGGCAGAGCCUGUGCUUGAUCACCAGAAACGGUUUCAGGCUGCUGUGGAUGUGAUCCAUAACCUCCCCAAAAAUGGUUCGUACCAGCCAUCCUAUGACGUCAUGCUGCGUUUCUACAGUCUGUACAAGCAGGCGGUGUGUGGACCCUGUACAGUGUCUCGACCUGGCUUCUGGGACCCAGUGGGUCGCUACAAAUGGGAUGCCUGGAGACGCCUGGGAGAGAUGAGCAGUGAGAGUGCCAUGGCAGCAUACGUGGACGAGAUGAAGAAAGUAGCACAGGAGGUCAUCGACAGCGUACCCAUGACUGAGAAGACGGCCUCGCUCUUCCACCACUUCGAGCCUCUCUACCUGGUGAUUGAUGACAUGCCGCGGCCUCCGGACUCCCUGCUCACACUCCGAGAAGGUCUGAAAGGCAGUGAGCAUGCUGACAGGCCAAUAGAGAUGAAGGAUGAGGAUCAGGAGCACGGUGGCCCUGAGGAAGCUUCUUCUCUUCCAGACGGGUCAGACCCAGAUCCCGAGUUCAGCCUGUCUGAGGUUAUAGACCUCACUGCCAACACCAUCGCUAAUGCAGACUCGGGUGUGUGUGAGGGUUUGGUGUUGACCAGCGACUCGGAGAGCGAGAUCUUCUGUGACUCGGUGGAUUCAGUGGAGCAACUGGACAACCUGACGAUUCCAGUUCCAGUCCAGACCAAUGGUUUUCACAACGGCCAUGUGUCGCCGGAGUCCUCUCCUGUCCGGAGCCUUCAGCUGGAAGGCGGUCUGGAGGUCCGACAGGUCGGGGCCGGUCACGGUGGAGAGGGGGCCGAGGAUGGGAAGGGUCCGGGUCCCAACAGGAGGAGUCGAGACUCCGGGCGGGAAGGUUCCUACCACAACUGGAGAGAACGCGGUGUUCCUCAGGGCGGUCCUCGGUGGGGGCCCCCGGGCGGGGGCGGAGGGGCUGGGCGAGGCGGAGGCGACGGCUCGGAGGGGGGGGCAGAGAGGCUGCAGGACGCCCAGCUCCAGCAGCAGAUCAUGCUGGCCCUGCGCAGGCUCCGGGAGGACAUGAGGAGCGUGAUGGAGCGGCUGGAGGUGGUGGAGAGGCUCGCCGCCACACACGCCCAGAGUUCAGAGUGGAGACCGUGUCUACAGUGUUCAGCCUCAAAAGAGCAGGAGGAGAAGUGGUGGCUGUUUGACGUGUCGGGUCAGACCGUCGUCCUCUUCCUGGUGUGGCCGUUUGUUGCUCAGGGUCUGGUCUACCUGCUGAGGAGGGCGCAGAGAAAAGGUCGCGUAUCCUCAUGAAGUAAGCUGCUGAAGACGUUCAACCACUCACCUAUAGUAAUCCAUCGGCGCGAGAUGUUUAAUUUGUACAGCGGAAGGGAUUGAAUCCGAUAUGAAUUCAUCGUUCCGUGCACUGAAAGGAGGGAGAGACGUUUGCCGACUUGCUGUCUGCUUGGAGAGCGAUGUAUCUGGCAGAGUUGUACACCUCAGGAUCCAGAAAUCCUCUCUCACUCGCUACAGCACAUCCAUCUUUAUUUAAAUGAUUCCAGUGUAAUAAGCGGGCGUGUGUUGGGCAGCAGGAAGCAGAUAAUGAACAUUAUAUUGUCUUUACCAAACAUGGAUCUGAUCAUGAGCCUGAGAUACUGAUUAAGCCUGAAUAAAGACUUGGAUUAUAUUAAUAUAUUACUCAGUUUAAUGAAACAUGUACAUUCAACAUAUUCUGUGUACUUUGGGGUUUUGCUACCAUAACAUCAAUGCCUUUUGUAAUAUUCAGAAUAUUAUCAAAAUUGCACAAUGCAGCCAAAGUAUCAGCUUUCAAAUGGAAGAAGUCGAUGUACAGAUGUCUUGCCAAUAAGUCAUGUAGUUGUAAUAAUGUCACAGUCUCUCUGCUAUGGGAAGGGACCAUUCUGUAUCGGCUGAGAUAACUAUCGCUACACUUGUCAUUUUUAAUUGUAAUCUUUCAGAUCAGAUUCUUGACCAGUGUUUCUUUUGACUUAUAUUUAAGUCUUACAAUGAAAUAGUCUUUUCAGUGCUCUGUUGCUCUCCUAGGCUGCUUUUGUGCUAACUGUACAUUGCUUACAACUUCUGAACAGUCGCGCCUAUGUAUCUAAUUAUGUAGAUCAAAUGUCAAUGUUAACUAAAUCAGAUUGUUUGGUUAGCGCUGGAGUCAUCUAUCGUGACUCCAGGUGUAAUCACAUGAUAAAAUGCACUGCAAUGACUAGUUUAAUUAAGACUGUCACCAAAUGAUUGAAGAACUGUAUCAAAACUGCCCUGUAAUGUAACGGUCAUGUAUAAUAAUGCAUGAGCUCAAAUUAAAAAUCUAUAUUGAAUAGAA
This is a messenger RNA of Perca fluviatilis (European perch), 2661 nucleotides long. RefSeq names its product acyl-CoA binding domain containing 4 (gene acbd4). The record is from RefSeq and is a predicted model, not a curated record. Gene Ontology annotation, biological process: autophagy of peroxisome; fatty acid metabolic process. The coding region runs from base 336 to 1628 and encodes 430 amino acids. Gene Ontology annotation, molecular function: fatty-acyl-CoA binding. The transcript is spliced from 11 exons. Lineage: Eukaryota; Metazoa; Chordata; Actinopteri; Perciformes; Percidae.